Baudoinia panamericana UAMH 10762 is the source of this 3802-nucleotide messenger RNA. RefSeq lists its product as uncharacterized. The record is from RefSeq and is a predicted model, not a curated record. Bases 69 to 3578 code for a protein of 1169 amino acids. The transcript has a single exon. Lineage: Eukaryota; Fungi; Ascomycota; Dothideomycetes; Mycosphaerellales; Teratosphaeriaceae.
ACAUAAGUCGAGGCUCUGGCGACCAUGCGCUUGCGACCAUGUGGUCCCUUGGGGCCCAGUAAUCUGCGAUGGCUCCGGUCUUCGACCCGUUUGCCGCGCUCGACUUGCCACGAGAUGCCUCGACCGAGACGAUCAGGUUGCAGUACCGGCGCCUCGCUCGUCGGUAUCACCCAAACAGGCACCAACUGGCCGACUCGAAUUCAGCUCUCUCAGAGCAGUUUCACACGGUCCACCAGGCCUGGAAGCAUCUUGCGGACCCGGACAAGCGACGCCGUUAUUUAGUGUUCCUACGAUUUGCCGAGGAGCAGGAAGACUUGCUGGCGCGCAUGGCAGACCUGCUCUCGAACGAGGGUAAUAAAGCUGGCAAAGAGGGCGAACAGCAUGAGCCGGGGUCCGGCUACGUCUCGAGCGAACCCGACGACGAUGUGCUGCCUCAUAUCGGCUUGACGCGAAGGCGGACGGUCCUGGAACGAGCCAUGAGCGUCAAGAAACCAAUGACUGAUCCGGCCAUGGCUCGCACCUCUGCCAAGCGUGACCGAUCACACCAUGCUCGAUCCACGCAAUCUGAAAUGGCGGACGGGAAGACCAAAGAAGCCGACUACUUCUCGCUGCGGCGGAAGGAGCUCGAGAGGCUGCGUCGCAAAGAGCUAUUAGCUUUCGAGAAGUACCGGAGAGCUAUGGUGAAGAAGUUUGAGACGGAGCUCGAAGUAGAGCAGACCUGUGAACGCUACGAACGUAGCAAGUGGCAGAGAGAGUACUUUGAACGAGCGCCUCGUCAAACCACCGAACGUCUUCGUUCGUUCCAACACUUCAUGAGCGCUUAUAGAGCGUUCGGACAGCAACCGUUACGCAGACGCGCCAGCUCAAUCAUAUCCGAUGGAGGCGGCCAGAUCCUGUCAACAGAAGACCUCGUUGAAACAGGAAGCUAUCUCGCGCCGGAUACUCUGGCUUCAUCUACUAGGACGAGAUCUCUGCACAAGCGCGGGUAUAGCAGCGAUAUCACAGCCGAUCACAGCAGUAGUGAUGAGAACGAAGAUAGCGUCAAUGCGACCGUGGGAUUGUACAGAGCAUGGCAUCGGCGCCAUGACCGCAACACUACGAUCGAUCUGUUUCAGCUACCAUACACCACCCACAAGGACCAUAUUGGGAACGACACGAGUUCCAGCCCCGGCCCUUUCCGGAUGGUGGUAAAGCAGCCAACAGGACUGGAUGACCGAAUGGUUGAGCAAGACAGCAGUCCAGAAUCUGGCUCUGGCACUUCACGGUCUCCUUCGCCAGCCCCAGUUGAUGAUGGAAAUAGCUUUACGCUGGUCAACUCCCGGCGACUAGCAGAGGCACUGAACCCGGGUCGAAGGCGCAGCCCUUCUCCAUACGGUCGGGACCAACGUCUCCCUCGGAGCAACAGUGCAUCACGCAGAUCGUCCCCAGAGUCUCAAGAUACCGGCGCAUUCAUGAUCAAGCCUGUCGAGGUGUCCCUACUUAGCCAUAUCCCAGUCAACCAAGUUCACGUUCUCGGUUAUACGGAAAAAGCGAAUGUGUUAGGGGUAGCGGCAGACGCUGAAAUCGAUCCUUCGGCACUGUUAGAGCGGCUGACUCGACUCGAUGCCAAUGUCGCGGCGAACUUCAUGUUGAAACCAGACACCAAGGAAUCAUUCAUUUUCCGACUCAUCUACGAGAAUCGAAACGUAAGCGAGCGAAACCGUUCCUUCAUCGCUUUAAGCUACCGCAGACGAGUCCUCGUGCAGAAGCAUCAUGAUUACUACACGCUUCCACUUGAGAAAGCCUUGUUCAAGGCUGUUUUAGAUGAGCGCGCAUCAAGCGCCGAAGGUCUCUGGAUUGAUCAGAUAUGCAUCGACGGAACUAGCCGAGACGAGACGACGAUAUCCAUGUCUGCAAUGGACAUGGUAUAUAGAAGUGCCCGCAUAGUUGUCGUUGCUCUUGACGAUAUCCACUUCGAUGCUCAUGAAGGCGAAAUGCUCGAGAACCACAUGGCGGAGUUUGCCAAAUUGACACAUGUGCCGGCAAGGAAGCGCUUCCGAGGCAAAGAGCGGCCUUACCUGGGCCAGCAUGAUGAGAUGUACCAAGUCUUACGGAAGCUCCUACGCUCAUCGUGGUUCAAGCGGGCCUGGUGCAGACAUGAAAUGAGGCUUGCCAGGGAACAUGUCUUCCUUGUGCCUUGUAAAAGUCCCGGCAGCUGGAGCGGCCACAGCGUUGUGCGAUUCACAGGCGCUUGCCUGACCCAUCUCCUCGGUCUGGCGAGUGAGGUUCCAUUCGAGUCAGACAUUGAGCAGGUGAAGCCAGCGCUACAUGCGUUCUUCCGCGAUCGAAAUAAGCUGGUAGCUCAUGAGAGGCACUUGAAUGCGCAUCAUGGCAACUUCACCACGGUGGUUGCAGAAGUCUUCAGCAUGGAGACCGGAGGAGAUCCCCGAAUCCCGCCAAGGCAGCGAGCUGCAGAUGCGCUCAAGGACAAGAUAUCCAUAAUCUUAAACACCAUGGAAUGCGGCCUCGCAAUUACGCCGGCGAUGAGAGACCCGGGCAUGUCUUUGACGAAAGCGGAAUGUCAGUAUAUGCUGCUCACCAUGGCACUCGCGGCGCAGGAUCCCGGCGCACUUUGUUCGGUUGGACCUCCAAUGCGGCUCGUCCAAGCAGACACCGACUCACCACUAUCGCCGACUGCGUCAUCCACAUGGCUCUUCGAACCAACAAACGUGGACUCUGGCCUCAAUAACUACCGGACGCUGAACAGGCUCGAUCCGAAGGCGCGCAUCGAGACGGGCGUGUCAGCUGGAGAGCAUUUUGUUCAGCUUGAUUUAAAGUUUCUACAGAGCGGACCAGUGCGUCGCGGUUGCGAAGAUGCGCGAAGCCUGGAGAUUGCUUGUAACAUUAUACACUUCUGCCAGGACCAGAAACUGGGUCGCAACCGGGGCCGUUACCUGAUCGCUGACGCCUCUGCCAACCGUCAUUUUGGGUCGAUGUUCGAUGUCUACAGCCAGACACUCGCAUGCGUUUACGAGUGUGGGCCAGAUUGGGUGGAAGAUGUGUGCAUGCGGUAUGGUGUUAGCCGAUGGCGACGAGACGGCGAAAGUGCGUGGAACUUGCUGGUAGCGCUGAGAAACACUUACGGAAAGUGGCCGCAGAGCGCUUGGGACAUGCAAGCGGCGGCUUUCAUUAUGGACUUUGUGAACUUCCUGGUCAUAAGAGGGAUGCCACAGCGUCACAUUCUACACUACGAAGAAUGGAGACCGGUUUGGGUCGCCACUGAGAACGGCGGCAAGAUCCUCACAUAUGCGCCCUCACGCGCUGUAUGUCCGGCCAUACCGACGGCACUUUUGGAUCCGGACUACGUGAAUCUCGCGCGAUUGUGGCUGUUGGAGCCAAGAGAGUCACAUGGAGUCGAUGGACGACCUACCAGCCGCUGGACUAUCCUGGGUAAAUCGGUCAUCUUCAGCGACGAUCUAGCGGAGCAGCAGUUGGACAGUAGAGGAGGUGCUUGCAGUGCAGACCAAAUGGUCUUUGGUCGCGAGGAUCCAGAAAUACAGCGGCUGCUGCGCGAAAGGUCUAUGGGAUUUCCGUCAUGAUACCCCUGUAUUGUAGAAUGCUUAUGUUGUGCCCAGCGUGGUGUCUCGGGGGAGCGUGCAAUUCGAGCAGACAAUCUGACACGCAAGACUAGGGUAUGCUUCUGUGAGCGAGCCGACGGUGUCCAAGUAGGGCCACCUCCACAAGCCUUCAUCGCACGUGUUUCAAGAUCAAUUCAUACACAUUAUCGACGACUGUGCGCCAGGUGACAUUGGUCGGAACCGGA